Molecule: messenger RNA, 4125 nt
Organism: Danio aesculapii
Lineage: Eukaryota; Metazoa; Chordata; Actinopteri; Cypriniformes; Danionidae
Product: protein unc-13 homolog A-like
Exons: 29
Coding region: 1-3591 (1196 amino acids)
Biological process (GO): synaptic vesicle maturation; synaptic transmission, glutamatergic; neuromuscular junction development
Cellular component (GO): plasma membrane; presynaptic membrane; presynaptic active zone cytoplasmic component
Molecular function (GO): calmodulin binding; calcium ion binding; syntaxin-1 binding
Source: RefSeq, a predicted model, not a curated record
AUGGUUUAUCAGCCCAGCUCUAGAUCUCUGGUGCAGAACUCUCGAAAGGCCGGCAUCACGUCUGCUAUGGCCUCCAGUACACUCAACAAUGAGGAGCUGAAGAGUCAUGUGUACAAGAAGACGCUGCAGGCCCUGAUUUACCCAAUCUCUUGCACCACACCACACAACUUCGAGGUGUGGACCGCCACGACGCCCACCUACUGCUACGAGUGUGAGGGUCUGCUGUGGGGCAUCGCGCGCCAGGGCAUGCGCUGCUCUGAGUGUGGCGUCAAGUGCCACGAGAAAUGCCAAGACCUGCUGAACGCAGACUGCCUGCAGAGAGCGGCUGAGAAGAGCUCAAAACAUGGAGCUGAGGACCGAACACAGAAUAUCAUCAUGGUUCUGAAGGACCGCAUGAAGAUCCGCGAGCGCAACAAACCCGAGAUAUUCGAGCUGAUCCAGGAGGUGUUUGAUGAACCCAAAGCCAGCCACGGCACACAGAUGAAGCAGAUCAAGCAGAGCGUCCUGGAUGGCACAUCUAAGUGGUCCGCUAAAAUCAGCAUCACAGUGGUCUGUGCUCAGGGUCUACAGGCCAAGGAUAAGACGGGCUCCAGUGAUCCGUACGUCACUGUACAGGUGGGAAAAACCAAGAAGAGGACCAAGACCAUCUACGGAAACCUCAACCCCAUCUGGGACGAGAGCUUUCACUUCGAGUGUCAUAACUCUUCGGACCGGAUAAAAGUUCGCGUCUGGGAUGAAGACGACGACAUCAAAUCUCGUGUGAAGCAGCGGUUCAAGCGCGAGUCUGAUGAUUUUCUGGGUCAGACUAUUAUUGAAGUGAGAACACUGAGUGGAGAAAUGGACGUUUGGUACAACCUUGACAAGCGCACAGAUAAGUCAGCUGUAUCAGGAGCCAUCCGUAUGCACAUCAGUGUGGAGAUCAAAGGAGAAGAAACUGUGGCUCCAUAUCACGUCCAGUACACCUGUCUGCAUGAGCACAUCUUCCACUACACCACAGAGAAGCAGAACAGCGGUGUGGUGAAAAUCCCUGAUGCUAAAGGAGAUGAUGCCUGGAAGGUUUAUUUCGAGGAGACGGCGCAGGAGAUCGUGGACGAGUUUGCCAUGAGAUACGGAGUCGAGUCCAUCUAUCAGGCCAUGACGCAUUUUGCGUGUCUGUCCUCGAAGUACAUGUGUCCUGGUGUUCCAGCGGUUAUGAGCACACUGUUGGCCAACAUUAAUGCUUAUUACGCUCACACAACACAGUCCUCCAACAACGUCUCUGCCUCAGACCGCUUCGCUGCUUCCAACUUUGGGAAAGAGCGGUUUGUGAAACUGUUGGACCAACUGCACAACUCUCUGAGGAUUGACCUCUCUAUGUACAGGAAUAAUUUUCCGGCCAGCAGUCCUGAGCGGCUCCAGGAUCUGAAAUCCACCGUGGAUCUUCUGACCAGCAUCACUUUCUUCAGGAUGAAGGUUCAGGAGCUGCAGAGUCCUCCGAGAGCGAGUCAGGUUGUGAAAGACUGUGUUAAAGCCUGUCUGAACUCCACAUAUGAGUACAUCUUUAAUAACUGCCACGAGCUCUAUAGCCGAGAGUAUCAGAAUGACCCUGUGAGUACAUCUUUGUGUUCGAAGACGGUUCCUCCUGAAGAACAGGGUCCGAGCAUCAAGAACCUGGACUUCUGGUCCAAACUCAUCACCCUCAUCGUCUCCAUCAUAGAAGAGGACAAGAACUCCUACACACCCUGUCUGAACCAGUUUCCUCAGGAGUUGAAUGUGGGGAAGAUCAGUGCAGAGGUGAUGUGGAACAUGUUUGCUCAGGAUAUGAGAUACGCCAUGGAAGAGCACGAGAAGAACAGACUGUGCAAGAGCGCCGAUUACAUGAACCUGCACUUCAAGGUGAAGUGGCUCUACAAUGAGUACUGCAAGGAGCUGACCUUCUUCAAGGAGCGCGUGCCCGAAUAUCCGGCAUGGUUCGAGCCCUUCGUGAUCCUGUGGCUGGAUGAGAAUGAAGAAGUUUCCAGAGAUUUUCUACAUGGAGCACUGGUCAGGGACGCAAAGGACGGGUUCCAGGUAACGUCGGAGCAUGCGCUCUUCUCCUGCUCGGUGGUGGACGUCUUUUCUCAGCUCAACCAGAGCUUCGAGAUCAUCAGGAAGCUGGAGUGUCCAGACCCACAGAUUGUUGGCAAUUACAUGAAGAGGUUUGCUAAGACCAUCGGAAAUGUUCUUCUGUCUUACGCCGACAUCAUUACCAAGGAUUUUCCCACUCACUGCAAGAAGGAGAAAGUGCCCUGCAUCAUCAUCAAUAAUAUCCAGCAGCUGCGAGUUCAGCUGGAGAAGAUGUUUGAGGCCAUGGGAGGGAAAGACUUAAACGCGGAGGCCAGUGACUUCAUGAAGGAUCUGCAGGUCAAACUGAACAAUGUGAUGGACGAUCUCAGCAGGGUCUUUGCCGUCAGUUUCCAGCCACACAUCGAGGAGAGCGUCCGGCAGAUGGGAGAUAUUCUGAGUCAAGUUAAAGGAGCAAACGUUCCUGCUAAUGGAAACGGCAGCUUGGCUCAGGACGCAGACAACGUUUUGCAGCCCAUCAUGGACUUCCUGGACAGCAAUUUGACUCUGUUCGCUAAGAUCUGUGAGAAGACGGUUCUGAAGCGUGUGCUGAAGGAGCUCUGGAAGCUGGUGAUGAACACCAUGGAGAAAACCAUCGUGCUGCCGCCGUUCACUGACCAGACGGGCACACAGCUCAUCUUUAAUGCUGCUAAAGAGUUGGGUCAACUCUCCAAACUGAAGGAGCACAUGGUGCGAGAGGAGGCCAAGGCACUGAGCCCUAAACAGUGUGCAGUCAUCGAGCUCGCACUGGACACUAUUAAGCAAUACUUCCACGCAGGCGGUGUGGGUCUGAAGAAGACGUUUCUGGAGAAGAGUCCGGAUCUUCAGUCUCUGAGAUACGCUCUGUCUCUCUACACACAGGCCACAGACAAACUCAUCCGCAAGUUCGUCCUGUCGCAGCACACACAAGUUCAUGGAGGUAAAGGUGUGCGAUACACUAACAGUGAAGAUGUUUAUCCAGAUAAGGCAUCAGGUGUGGAGGAUGCAGUUGGUGAAGUGUGUAUGACGGUGGAGAUCUUCAAUGACCCGAACACUGGAGGACACAGAAUCACAGUUAAAGUGGUCUCAGCCAAUGACCUGCGCUGGCAGACACAGGGAAUCUUCCGGCCCUUCGUAGAGGUGUUCAUCAUCGGGCCACAUCUCAGCGACAAGAAGAGGAAAUUCGCCACCAAAUCCAAGAACAACAGCUGGUCUCCGAAGUUUGCUGAAUCCUUCCAGUAUGUUCUUGGUAGUGAGCUGGGGCCCGAGGGUUAUGAGCUGCAGGUGUGUGUGAAGGACUACUGUUUUGCGCGUGAGGAUCGCACCGUGGGCACGGCGGUGCUGCAGCUGAAGGAUCUGGCAUCCCGGAGCAGCGCCGCCUGCUGGCUGCCAUUGGGGAAGCGCGUGCACAUGGACGAGACGGGGCUCACCGUCCUGCGCAUCCUCUCACAGAGGAACAACGAUGAGGUCGCCAAAGAGUUCGUCAAACUCAAGUCUGAACAGCGCUCGGCGGAGGAGGGAAGAGCAUGAGCACACACACACACACAUACUGACUGGAGGAGACACACACAUUAACUGGAGGAGAUACACAAACACACACACACACACACACACCUGUGCUUCAGUCAGACUGGGCUGGAAUAUUUUGCACUUUCUGCAUGUGAGUCUGGUGUCGUCUCCUCCGCACUUCAGCAUGAUGAAGAACACUGUGAUCACACACACACACACACACACACACCACUGUCUGCGUCUCCACGAGGCCAGUGUUUUCUGCUUCUCCAGGAUUUCUCAUCAAACACACUCUAGCCGGUUUGGGUUUGGGUUUUAAUGCUUCCAGAAGAUGAGUGACUCUAAAAGAGCCCUUUGGCGUCGAGGCUGACAGUAUUAUACGUGUGUAAUCUGUGUUUCUGUUCUCCACAGGCUGUGUCAUAUCUGUAGUGCGGCGUCUACUUCAAUAAUGCAGAAUUCUAGAGCAAUACACACUGACUGACACACACACACACACUGGAGUUCAGGACACCGUUCAGCUGGACAUCACACACUCCUGCAUCUACACAGGAAAUA